Biomphalaria glabrata is the source of this 630-nucleotide messenger RNA. RefSeq names its product salivary glue protein Sgs-4-like. Lineage: Eukaryota; Metazoa; Mollusca; Gastropoda; Planorbidae. Bases 1 to 630 code for a protein of 209 amino acids. The record is from RefSeq and is a predicted model, not a curated record. The transcript has 2 exons.
AUGAACCCUGUGUUGAAGACACACCUUCAUGUAAAAUUGUUGGAUGAACCCUGUAUUGAAGACACACCAUCAUGUGAAUUGUUGGAUGAACCCUGUGUUAAAGACACACCAUCAUGUAAAUUGUUGGAUGAACCCUGUGUUGAAGAUACACCAUCAUGUAAAUUGUUGGAUGAACCCUGUGUUGAAGACACACCAUCAUGUAAAUUGUUGGACGAACCCUGUGUUGAAGACACACCAUCAUGUGAAUUGUUGGAUGAACCCUGUGUUGAAGACACACCUUCAUGUGAAUAUUUUGAUGAACCCUGUGUUGAAGACACACUAUCAUGUAAAUUGUUGGAUGAACCCUGUGUUGAAGACACACCAUCAUGUGAAUUGUUGGAUGAACCCUGUGUUCAGACACACCAUCAUGUAAAUUGUUCGAUGAACCCUGUGUCAGAUACACCAUCAUACACACCAUCAUGUGAAUUGUUGGAUGAACCCUCUGUUGAAGACACACCAUUAUGUAAAUUGUUGGAGGAACCCUGUGUUGAAGACACAUCAUCAUGUAAAUUGUUGGAUGAACCCUGUGUUCAGAUACACCAUCAUGUAAAUUGUUGGAUGAACCCUGUGUUCAGACACACCAUCAUGUGA